AUGGAUGAGGAGUUCACCAGAGACGGUCACAGCAAUGACGCUGGCUAUGCCAUUGUAAAGUCUCUCGCAGCGGACCAACCACAUCAACACAAACCUUCUUCCAAUUCGGACACUUUGGACUUAAGCAAGAAAAAGCUGUGCAGUCUCAGUGAAGAACUUUACAGGGACAGUCCUCGUAUUAAGAAUCUUCACCUUAAAGGAAAUGCCCUUAGCUCCCUUCCGGAGAGCCUGUUUCUGUAUCUGCCAAACCUUGUGUGGUUGGAUCUCCGCUACAAUAAAAUCACAAGUCUGCCUAGUACGAUUGGAAAGCAGAGGCUACUAAAGUACCUUCUAUUAGAAGGAAACCCAAUACGCGCUCUUCCUGUUCAACUUGGUGAUUUGACUACUCUAAAGGCUUUAAAUCUCCGGCAUUGCCCACUUGACUUUCCUCCUGAAGAUGUUGUGCGUAAAGGCCUUGAAUCUAUUUUAUCUUUUCUCAGAAACUCCAAGAAAACAAAUGUUAUGUGUUCUGAUCCCUGUGAAUUAGACCUGCCUCCUGUGGAGAAACUGGAUCUUAAAGGACUGAUGGAGUCUAGCCUGGACCUCUCAGAUGAAAAUGAAAAGAGGAAGUUCGAGUUGUUAAAAAGCAAAAUGGAAGCAAGAGAGAUGGAGGAGAUGGCUUACACUGAACCCCUGUACUUUCAGAAUAAACCCCAAAGAGCUGCAGGCACAAAUGGCUGGAGCUUUCUAACUGAAUCAAGGUAAAUAUGCUUCGGUGAGAGAAGAAAACCGAAAGCCAAUAAACAUGCAGAAGAGAAAGAACGACUCGCCACGGUCCAUCAAAAAAUGAAGAACCAAGAAAUUCUUAAAGAUUGGCAAAAACAGACACAACUCAUGCAAGAUAAAGAAGCUAAGAACAGAAAGAAAAAUGAGGUGCCCGUUGCCGUUCCUCCAUAUGCCACAGAUCUGGAUGCUUCCCAACACCAGAAUAACUGGGAUAAGCAAAAGCCUUUUGGAGUCGAAACCCAGGAGAUGAUGCCAAGGAUCAGGUCAGUGAAAUCAUUGAAGGAAAUGGAGAAAGCAAGAGUGUCCAGAGACCUGAGACUGGAACAACGCAUCAGAGAGCAUAUCCAGGCCAUGCAGGAGAGGAAGAGAAGACCCAAACACUCAGCACAAGACGAGAUGGAGGCAGCCAGAAAGGAAUUAGACAUGACUUCCCUGCUUCAAGCAGAAAUAUUACAGAGAAAACGAGAACAAGAUACACCACUAGAAUACCGCUUUACCGCCUUCACGGGGGAAAUUUCCACCACUACCCCACCAACAAGAAAACCUCAAAACAUCUUUGCAAUGACAAACUAAA
Nanorana parkeri is the source of this 1339-nucleotide messenger RNA. It is a transcript of the gene LRRC27, whose product is annotated as leucine rich repeat containing 27. The transcript is spliced from 10 exons. NCBI's taxonomy places the organism in Eukaryota, Metazoa, Chordata, Amphibia, Anura, Dicroglossidae. The record is from RefSeq and is a predicted model, not a curated record. Gene Ontology annotation, molecular function: protein binding.